Molecule: messenger RNA, 1662 nt
Organism: Iphiclides podalirius (scarce swallowtail)
Lineage: Eukaryota; Metazoa; Arthropoda; Insecta; Lepidoptera; Papilionidae
Source: the annotation of a GenBank genome assembly
AUGCGGAGACAAAAUAAAAUUCUGUCAACACAAUGUAUUAAACUGAGUAGCAGUAAAAGUGAGCCAAAUAUAUUGAAGUCAGUUUACAAUGAUAUACCAAAAAUAAAUGGUACUAUCAAUGAUUUUGUUUGGCAAAAUUUGGAUCGUUGGCCCGAUAAAACUGCAGUGGUGUGCGCCGCCACCGGGCACGGGUACACCUACGAGCAGACGCACCGCAUGUCCAUCUCGAUCGCGGCCUCGCUCCGCGCCAAGCUGCGCCUGCAGAACGGCGACGUGGUGGCGGUGGCGCUGCCCAACAUGCCCGAGUACCCGUGCACGGUGCUCGGCAUCCUCGAGGCGGGCUGCGUCGCCAGCCUGCUCAACCCGGCCUACACGCCCCACGAGCUGAAGCGCCUAUUGGAGCUGGUCGACUGCAAGGCGGUGGUGACCACCGCGCCCGUUUACCCGAAAGUGGUUGAGGCGCUGAAGGGGUCGAAGCGGCGUCCCAUUCUGGUGGUGGGGCACGGGGAGCUGCCCGAGGGGGCGCUCAGCUUCACCGAGUUCGCGGCCGACAGGGCCGUGGACACGGACUGCCUGAGGUCGGCCCGGAGGGCUCCAGGGGACCUGGCGCUGCUGCCCUUCUCCAGCGGCACCAGCGGCCUGCCCAAGGCGGUGCGCCUCACGCACGGCAGCGUGGUCGCUAUGAACCAGAUGAUAUACGACCCCGACGUGCUCGCCAUCGACGAGGCGACCGCCAGUUUCCAGUCGGCCGUGCCGGCGGUGCUGCCCUUCUUCCACAUCUUCGGGCUGAACGCGGUGAUGAUGAACCUGCUGGGGCGCGGCUGCAAGCUCAUCACCUUCCCCGCCUUCGAGCCGCAGCUCUUCCUCGAGACCAUCGUCAAGCAGCGCGUCGAGCACCUCUACAUCGUGCCGCCCAUGGUGGCGUUGCUGGGCGCGCACCCGGCCGCCUCGGCGGAGGCGCUGGCGAGCGUGCGCGGCGUGGUGAGCGGCGCGGCGCCCCUCGCGCCCGAGGACGUGCAGCCGCUGCUCGCCAAAAACCGCAGGCUGGUGUUCCGGCAGGGCUACGGGCUGACGGAGACCAACGGCGGCGUGUCGGUGGGCGGCAAGGCCGACCGGAACCACGCGGCCGUGGGCCACGUGUUCGGCUCCUGCGAGCUCAAGGUGGCCCAUCCCGACUCGCUCCAGGCGCUGGGGCCCGGCCAGGAGGGCGAGAUCUGGGUGCGGGGGCCCAACCUGAUGAGCGGCUACUUGGGGUCCGAAGAGGAGGGGCUGGUGGAUGGCUGGUUCCGCACCGGGGACCUUGGCCGAUACGACCAGCGCGGCUACCUCUACAUUACGGACCGCCUUAAGGACCUCAUCAAGGUGAAGGGGUUCCAGGUGGCGCCGGCCGAGCUGGAGGCGGUGCUGCGCACGCACCCCGCCGUGCUCGAGUGCGGCGUGGUGGGGGUGGGGGUGGGGGCGGGAGGGGGCAGGGGGGGAGAGGAGCCUCUCGCGUUCGUGGUGCUGCGGGGGGGAGAGCACCCCUCCGCCGGCGCGCUGGCCGCGUACGUGAACGCGCGCGUGGCGCCCUUCAAGCGCGUGCGCGAGGUGCGCGUGGUGCGCGAGCUGCCCCGCGGCCCGGCGGGGAAGGUGCUGCGCAGGGCGCUGCGCGACAGGUACUGC